AUGGCCGAACCAAUGGACGUCGACGAGCCCGUGGCCAUCCCGGCCCCCGCUGCUCCCGCAAAGCCUGUCAACGCCAUGGCCGCCAUGAUGGCCGCCGCAAAGGACAACAAGGGCAAGGGUAAAGCCGUGUCCGCCGCCGACGACAAGGAGGGUCUUCCAUGGGUCGAAAAGUACCGUCCCGAGACGCUCGACGAGGUCGUCUCGCACCACGACAUUACAGCUACAAUUGAGAAGUUCAUCGAGGCUGGGCGGUUGCCGCACCUCUUGUUCUACGGACCACCAGGAACCGGCAAGACCUCGACCGUCCUCGCACUUGCGCGCCGCAUAUACGGCACGCAGUACAAGAAGCACAUUCUCGAGCUCAAUGCCUCUGAUGACCGUGGUAUCGACGUUGUCCGUGAACAGAUCAAGAGCUUUGCUGCGACCAAAGUGCUUUUCUCUAAGGGAUUCAAGCUCAUCAUCCUCGACGAGGCGGACAUGAUGACGCAGGCGGCGCAGGGAGCUCUUCGUCGUGUCAUCGAGCAGCACACCAAGAACGUCCGUUUCGCUAUUCUGUGCAACUACGUCAACAAGAUUACCCCCGCCAUCCAGUCGCGUUGCACGCGUUUCCGCUUCUCCCCUCUGCCAGAGACGGAGGUGGCCAAGAAGGUCGACGACGUCGUGAUCAAGGAAUGCGUCAACCUCACUCCAGACGGCCGCGCAGCCCUCCUCAAGCUCUCGCGCGGUGACAUGCGUCGCGCCCUCAACGUCCUCCAAGCCUGCCAUGCGGCUUAUGAGACCAUUGAUGAGACCGCAGUGUACACGUGCACGGGCAACCCUCACCCUUCCGACAUUCAGCGUGUGGUGGAGAGCAUGAUGCAGGACGAGUUUGGUACUGCGUUCAGCACCAUCACCGCACUCAAGACGGACAAGGGUCUGGCCCUGCAAGACCUCAUUGCUGGGGCGUACGAUUACCUCGAGUCUGUCGACUUGCCACCCAACAGCCGGGUCUAUCUCAUGGACCACCUGGCGUCGACAGAACAUCGCCUGUCCCUCGGUGGCUCGGAGAAGAUGCAGCUUUCGGCGCUUCUGGGCGCAUUCAAGGUCGCCGUCGAGCUGUCGCAGAAGAACAAAUGA
Apiotrichum porosum is the source of this 1116-nucleotide messenger RNA. RefSeq lists its product as uncharacterized. The transcript is spliced from 7 exons. Gene Ontology annotation, molecular function: ATP hydrolysis activity; DNA binding; ATP binding. Gene Ontology annotation, biological process: DNA-templated DNA replication; DNA repair. The record is from RefSeq and is a predicted model, not a curated record. NCBI's taxonomy places the organism in Eukaryota, Fungi, Basidiomycota, Tremellomycetes, Trichosporonales, Trichosporonaceae. Bases 1 to 1116 code for a protein of 371 amino acids. Gene Ontology annotation, cellular component: Ctf18 RFC-like complex; DNA replication factor C complex; Rad17 RFC-like complex.